Molecule: messenger RNA, 1063 nt
Organism: Rubroshorea leprosula
Lineage: Eukaryota; Viridiplantae; Streptophyta; Magnoliopsida; Malvales; Dipterocarpaceae
Source: the annotation of a GenBank genome assembly
GAUUUCUUGUUUGCGAGAAGAUUGCGAGAAAGAUGGAGAAGGGUAGCAAGAGAAUGGCUGUUCUUGUGGGUUGCAAUUACCCCAACACCAAGAAUGAGCUGCACGGGUGCAUCAACGACGUCAAGGCUAUGAAAAAGGUCCUGGUGAAAAGGUUUGGGUUCAAUCAUGCUCAUAUUGAGCUCCUGACUGAUGCACCACGGUCCUCGGUUAUGCCUACUGGUGCCAACAUCAAGGCGGCUCUUGACCGGAUGGUGGAUAAGGCUGAAGCAGGGGAUGUCUUGUUUUUCCACUAUAGUGGCCAUGGAACCAGGAUUCCUCCCGUCAAAUCGGCCCAUCACUCCAGAAAAGAUGAAGCAAUUGUUCCCUGUGACUUCAAUCUCAUCACUGAUGUUGAUCUAAGACACUUGGUUAAUCGUGUUCCCAACGGCGCAAGUUUCACAAUCUUUUCAGAUUCCUGCCACAGUGGGGGUCUAAUUGACAAGGAAAAGGAGCAAAUUGGACCUUCUGUCUUUAAGAAAGAAAAAACAUCAUCUCACAAGCAUAAGACCAUUCCCUUUGAAUCUGUACUCCAGCACUUGACUUCACUCACAAGCAUCAACACCUCUGACAUCGGCACCCACCUGUUAGAAUCCUUUGGAGGUGAUGCCAGCCUCAAAUUCCGUCUUCCUCUGGACAAACUGGAUUUAAUGCACUCCAAGAAAGAUGAGGGCAUCCUGCUAAGCGGAUGCCAGGCAGAAGAAACGUCCGAGGACGUGAGUGACAGUGAGGGAGGAGGGAAGGCAUGUGGGGCGUUUAGCAAUGCGGUGCAGAAGGUGCUGAAGGAGAAUUCGGGUCCAUUGAGCAACAGGGAAGUUGUGAUGAUGGCCAGGAAGAUUUUACGGGCACAGGGGUUCGAGCAGCACCCUUGCUUGUACUGCAGUGAUGAGAAUGCUGAUGCUCCCUUCUUGUGGCAGCCUGAGUGCUAGCUUGUAUCUAAUUGUGCUUAAGUUGGGAUUCAUUGAUUGUUUCAUUGCCAAAUGAGUAUAGACGCGGUGGAAUAAGUGAAUAAAAUGGGUUGCAAGAG